Messenger RNA from Suillus plorans, 570 nucleotides. RefSeq lists its product as uncharacterized. NCBI's taxonomy places the organism in Eukaryota, Fungi, Basidiomycota, Agaricomycetes, Boletales, Suillaceae. The coding region runs from base 1 to 570 and encodes 189 amino acids. The record is from RefSeq and is a predicted model, not a curated record. The transcript is spliced from 4 exons.
AUGGCCGCGCCUCCGGAAGUGACCAACAAGAAUCUCACCGGAAAAUAUAUUAUGAACAAAUCACUGAGCGACGACGGCGACGAUGUCCUUAAGCUCCAGGGCCUAUCUUGGUUUAAGCGGCGUGCCAUCUCGAUGUUUACAUUGACGCUUGGCGUCAAGCAUUAUACAGACGAGGCCGGCGAGCACAUAGACGUCGAGCAGACUCUGUCUGGCGGUAUCAAGGGCUCAAAUGAAGAUCGCAUCCUUGAUUGGGAGGAACGUGGCGAUAUCGAUGAUGUUUUCGGUGCUGUGAUCGGCAAAUCAAAGAAAGUCAAAGUUGAGGAGGUGGAGGAUGAAUUCUUGAAAUCUGGCUGGACGGAAGAUGCGGCAGCUGAAGACGGGUUGAUUCUUGCUGUAGACUGGAGCGAUACUUCAAAAACUGGCAUGGAGUGGAAGGCAGAGAUGACAUGGGGGUUUGAAAUAUUGAAUGGCGAGAGGAGGCAUGCAAGACAUUUGAAAUUUACAUCAUCAAAUAAAAAGGAUGGUCCCAUCCUCAAACGCUUUUAUUACGAUUACAUCGGACCUUUAUGA